AUGACGAGAGUGCUUAGGCGGCGCUUCGCUCGCUGGCGCGUCGACCUUCCGGAGCAGAACCGUAGACACAUAAGGUCUAAAGAUAUCGUUGAACCUCCUGAAUCAAUUUGUAUUAGGAAAUGUAAUCGUCAGUAUAAUUCCUUGGUAGAUUUUGAAUGCCAUUUUAUUCUCUCUCCCUCAGGCCCCGCCAAGGUCCUGGCACUGGGAGACGAGGGCGCUGCAGCCCACGCCCACAUCAGCCUCACGCCCAUCUCGAACACCCGUCUCCCUCCCACGGACCAUGAACAUUUCACCGCGACGCACAUGUCUACGCCCACUCUCGCCCAUGAAGCAUUCACGCCUCCCGGUCGUACGUCAGGAGGCUCUCCCGCCGCAGGGCCACCCGCGCCCACGCCCAUGCCACCACCCCUCCUCGCCCCAGGGCCUCCUCCCGCCCACGCCCCGCAGCUGUGCCCAGGAGGUGACUUAUCGUGGGCGUGGUGCUUCGGUGAUGAUACAGACCCCGACACCAAGAUGGAUUCGCGAAGGAGGGAGAUGGAGACGCAUGGAGACCUCCUCGUGAUGAAGGAGGGAGGAGAUAAGAUGAUGGCGAGAAUAAUAAAGACGGAAGGGAGGGAGAGCGGCCGAGGCAGAGACGGAAGAGGGAGACAAGAAAGGCUAAUAACCGGUGGGAACGGAAUCGGCGAGGACCGGAGGGAGAACGAGGACGGCGGAGGAAAAACCUACGCAAGCUGGGAGGAACUGAAGGAGCGAGAGAGUAUGGAGAAGACGAGGGCGAAGAAAGCUCCUCCUGAGACCGAGGCUGACAACACCGCCUCCUCCACCUCCUCCUCCUCCUCCUCCUCCACCUCCUCCUCCACCUCCACCUCCUCCUCCAACACCCACGGCCCUGACACCUCCUCCUCCAACACCUCGUCGGCCACUGUUCACCACGUUUACCAUAAACCCGGGUUAUAUAACUUCAGCGCCCAGGUCCUGUGCGACGGCCGACCGCUCUCGAGGAAACACGUCGCCGGAGCCUUCCUGGUGGCGGUGCCGGUCCGGGGCGUGCAAAUCAGCGUGGCCGAGAGAGACGCCGUCCUGCCUCUCCUUCCGCGGCGCCUGCGAGAGGACCAGACGAGGAACGUGUCCAUAAACAUCUCAGUGGCAGAGGGAUCGCACCUUGACCCCCUCGCCCUCGAGCUGGAGGAAGGGGUCGAGUUAUUCUCGAAGCCUGACGUCGACGCGCAGAACGGCGGGUGGGUUGCGCAGUUCCUCUGUACCUGGAGACGUCCCGGCCGCUACCGCCCCAGGGUACGAGUGAGCAACGCCCUUGGGAGCGAGACGGUCUCACUGCACACAUCCAUCCUCGUUCAGAGCAUCCCGCAGACGCUGGUGGCCUUCCAUCAAUAUAGCAAUAAUGGGAAUGAUGAAUAUGGUUUGCAUCCUUUCUAA
Molecule: messenger RNA, 1434 nt
Organism: Penaeus chinensis
Lineage: Eukaryota; Metazoa; Arthropoda; Malacostraca; Decapoda; Penaeidae
Exons: 6
Coding region: 1-1434 (477 amino acids)
Source: RefSeq, a predicted model, not a curated record